AUGAAAUUAACUGAACUUUUAUACCAUGGAAAGCGUUUACGUCAUGAUAAACUCCAGUUCAUGACUAAUCGUUAUUGGAAUAAAAAAGGUUCAUAUUUGAAGGUUUCCCGUUUACGUUUUCCCGAAGAAGUUGCGAAUAGUCCAAAUAAUCCUUUAAUAAAAGCAGAAAAUAUGUUUAAAUCAACCAGAUAUGAUGAUGCACUUUUGAACGAAAUUGAAAUAGGAAUUACUGCAGAUGAAGCUAAACAUUUAGAGCAACAGAAAUCCGAGAGACUUCAGUGUUUUCAUCCUCUCUUCGGAGAUGUCCGCUUUCACCAAGAUUCUGAACCAUCACUAAUAUUUUCUAGUAAACGACGUUUCUCAAAGGGUGUAGAUCAAGCUAGUCUUCUAACAAAUACUGUCGUUACAUUGGGUGCUCCACCGACAUUAAAUAAUCUCUUUGACAAAAUUGAUGAAUUAAAUAAACUUGUUGAUACAAACAAGCCAAUCGCAGAUUGGAGAUCUUCCUUACGUUUAUCUGUGGAACGGUCAAUUCUACAUGCUCAUGUUUGGCAAACGGAUGAAACUAAACUGCCUCGUCGAUUUCACCAACAGUCAAAUGUUUGGAAACAUAAGCCUGAGUAUGGAAUCCAUCCGGAACAGAGUACUCGUUAUUUGUUCCACAAUCUAUUUCGUAUUUUGGAAUUUCAAGCUCCUAAUUAUAUGAAUUAUAUUGGCCUAACUCCUAUCGAAAAUCCGCUCUCCGAUAGUUUGCCUUUCCGCUGGACCACACGAGAUCGUCUGUUGGAAACAUUCUAUUAUUGGGGUCCAGAAAAACGUCGUAUCAGUUUUUCGGAACAACAUGAUUUGGUAGUUAUGGGUCAGAUGCCAGCCCCCCUCUUUCUGAAUAAUCAUGAUACUAUUCAAAAAUUCAGUAAUAUCGCUACAUUACCAGUUGCAAGCUUUGGUCCUAUGUCACCUUUAAUUGAUCUUACCAGUACUUUGUAUUAUCGUGAAGACAGUACUAAUGGAUGGCUUGAAAGUCAAAGUCGUCGUUAUGCAUUUCCGCAUAUUUUCACAGUGAAUUUCAGUUUACCAAAUGUUUGGUCAGAUUAUUUGGAGCCAGAAGCGGAUCCUGUUAUCCCUGAACAUCGAUAUGCAAUAGCAAUAAUGAAUUGUUUUGCAUCUGCAGUUGCCCAAGCUCGUUCGAUGGGUAUCAACGAAGGAAUUCUCGAUAAGCCUUUAUGUGUUCAGUGUGUUUGUUCCGAUGGAGUAUAUUUUGAUUUUGUUACAUUUCAGUUAAAUAAUAUGGAUGUACCUGAUUAUCAGCUUAGUCGUAAGUUAGAUCAUACUGCGCCCAAAAAUUUUGCUUGGAUUGAUGGAAACUAUCGUUUAUUCAAAAAAAUUAUACCUAAGAAACACAUGAUGCGUAAUACGAAAUAUCGUGAUAUAAAUAUGAGUGUAUUUGAUCGCCUCUCAAGUUACUAUUUAUGUGGAUUGACCAACACUUCCUUUAAUAUAAAUGAAUCUUUAAUCCCUGAACUAAAUACAAUUAACAACCAAAUCCAGGAAUAAAAUAUUAAUUUAUGCAAAGAGCUCACAGAUAAGUUUACAAGUGACAAUAAUUUGUAAUUGCAUUUUUUAAACUUUCUACUUAACACUUGUGUAAAUACCGUG
Schistosoma bovis is the source of this 1656-nucleotide messenger RNA. NCBI's taxonomy places the organism in Eukaryota, Metazoa, Platyhelminthes, Trematoda, Strigeidida, Schistosomatidae. The record is from the annotation of a GenBank genome assembly.